Colletotrichum chrysophilum is the source of this 1209-nucleotide messenger RNA. RefSeq lists its product as uncharacterized. The record is from RefSeq and is a predicted model, not a curated record. Gene Ontology annotation, molecular function: transferase activity, transferring alkyl or aryl (other than methyl) groups. The transcript has a single exon. Lineage: Eukaryota; Fungi; Ascomycota; Sordariomycetes; Glomerellales; Glomerellaceae. Gene Ontology annotation, biological process: alkaloid metabolic process. Bases 1 to 1209 code for a protein of 402 amino acids.
AUGACUGAAAUCCACCACUCUACCGCUGUUCCAGGCGCCAAUGGCACCACACGGAACAUCUCCAACGUCUACAGCAGAGUCGAUCACUCCUCUACAAACAAAGGCCAUUCUGAAGCAAAACCCCUCGUCUCCUCCUGGCUUCCCACCUUCCACGACACCCUCUCCCCGCUCAUGCGCUGGACAGGCCACUACCCAGCCAAGCUACAAGACUACUAUCUCAACUUCGCGCGCGACGUCGUAGUCCCCCGCCUCAACCCGCCUCGCCCGGCCGACUGGCCCAAAUACAUCGGCACGCACGACCAUGCGCCAUACGAAAUCAGCAUCGCCUUCGCACCUCGCAAAAAGGCCAAAGUGCGGUUUUCGGUGCAGCCGCUGGUGGACAGCCCCAGGGAUGACGACCUCCUCGGCCAGAAGGAGCUAUGUAAGAAGCUCGAUGAUAUGGCGAUUGCAUGCCACGCGGACCGCACGCGCCAGGAUGCCUUUCUCGACGCAGUCUUCCUCACGGAUGAGGAACAAGCCGGCCUGAUUGAGAAGAGCGGUGCGGCUGGCGCGCUGCCGCAGCAGAACGUCUUUUGUGCGUUUGAUCUCGAGCCUGCCGACGAGAACGGGAGCCCGACUAUUCACAUGAAGACGUAUCUCUUCCCGCAGCUGAAAGCGCUCGCAACAGGCCGGGAUCUCAUGGACAUCACAGAGUCAGUCCUGAUACGUCUCGCUGACGGCGACAAGGCGCUGCUGGAUGCCUGGGACAUGCUCAAGACGUUCCUCACCACCGACGGCAAGGACAACCUCAUCCACUUCUUUGCAAUCGACGCGGUGGCGCCGUAUAUGAAGCCUCGCUUCAAGAUUUACACCCACACGCACGUUAAUUCGCUCGCAUCAGCCCAGCACGUCAUGACGAUGGGCGGCCGCCUCCCCACACCCAAGUUUCUGAAUACUGUCUGGCCCCUGCUCAUGGAUAUGGAAGACGUUCCCCUGGCCGAGAGGGACGGACUGCAGAAGCCGCUCGCCGAGCCGGAUAGUAAGUACUGCGGGCUCAAUCCCACCUUUGAGCUGGUGCCGGGCAGUGCGGUCCCGCAUGUGAAGAUGUAUGUGCCUAUUUGGCAGUACGCGCGCGAUGAGCCUGGGGUCGUGAGGCGGUAUCAGCGAUUGCUGGAGACGCAGGGGUUGGGGAACUAUGAUAUGGAAGCAGCUGUUCAGUGCACAUUGUGA